Haliotis rufescens (red abalone) is the source of this 1612-nucleotide messenger RNA. Its product is annotated as ankyrin repeat domain-containing protein 29-like. The record is from RefSeq and is a predicted model, not a curated record. The coding region runs from base 232 to 783 and encodes 183 amino acids. The transcript is spliced from 4 exons. Lineage: Eukaryota; Metazoa; Mollusca; Gastropoda; Lepetellida; Haliotidae. Gene Ontology annotation, molecular function: protein binding.
GGACCAAAAAAAAAUGCCUCAACACCUCUUGCUGCAAUACUUGUCCCCGUGUUCGCCAUACUCAUCAUCAUCAUCAUCACUGUGACUGUACUCUGCAUAAGACACAGAAAAUCUUAUCGGGCCUCAGUUGGUGACCCAAACGAGAGGGAAGCUCUAAGCACUUCACAAGUGGUACCGACUCCUGCACAGACAUACACCCAGGCAGACUCCGACCUCUUUGAUGCCAGCAGUAUGGGGAACUUGUCGGCUGUGAAGCGGAACCUAGCAGCAGGUUCAGCCGACGUCAACUGUAGAGUCUGGGGAGGGAUGACACCGGUGAUGGUGGCAGCAGAGUUUGGACACAGAGAAGUGGUGGAGCUCCUUGUGAGUAAAGGAGCCGAUGUGUCACUCGUGGCCGAUGUCGGUGACCACACCCUUCACUGGGCCUGUAUGGCAGGAAACGUUGAGAUGGUGAAGUUUAUCAUCUCACAGAACAUGGUAGACAUCGACAGUAGAGGAGGUUGGGGCAGGACACCGGUGAUGAAGGCAGCUCUGUUUGGACACUCUGAGGUGGUGAAGUUCCUUCUGAGUCAAGGAGCCGAUGUGUCACUGGUGGCCGAUGAUGGUCAAAGCAUCCUUCACUUGGCUUGUGAGGGAGGUGACAUGGAGACAGUGAAGUUUGUCUUGUCACACAAAUUGGCGAACAUCGACGCCAGGAACGAGGGAAAGACAGCGACUGAUGUGGCAAGUGUUGGGGAAUAUCGCCAAGUGGUAAAACUCCUUCUUUCUAUUGGCGGUCACUGAAGUGAGUGGAGUGUGUGACUGAGAACAUCUUGUUACAGACAGUCAUGUGGUGUGUGCCUUUUAGGUUGUCAUGUGUUUAUAAGGUGAGAAUGUUUGAGGAGAAAUAAAACUUGUUAACUUGUGAACAUCAUGAGACAUUUGGUCAUUUGAUGUGUUUGAAAGUUUGCAUGAUCAGGUAAGAAACUUGUUAACUGAGUGUAAAUAUAGAUGAUGUGUGAUUGGUAUAUAAACACUGCAUGUCAUAAUAUAAUUUUGGGUUAAUUGAAUGCCAAAAGUUAAUAAUUGUGAAACAGACAAAAAAAACGUGUUUGUUUACUGUUACCUCAGAUGACCCGAAUAUCGCCCAGCUGAUGUAGCGCCACAUGUACAAUGACGUUGACUUCACACUAAAGUGGGACCUGUGAAGGUCCGGGGUCUUAUGCACAGUAUGCAUCAUAUUAUGCACAGUUUUAAACAGCUGUUUUAUGUGAGAACUAUUUGAGUAGUAUUACUGUAAAUAGAAUUUGUCCCGCUUAUGGCCAUCUUAGGCAAAGUUACAUAGUAUCUAAAUUUAACAUCUUUCCAAAUAUUCCGAAGUUUAAUACACUUCUGUCAUCGCAAGACACCAUUAUCAAUAUGAAUGCAGCAAAAUAUAUGUUUUAUGCCAAUGCUGUUAGAACACAAACACUCCCAACAUUGAUAAUAUGCAAUUAUGUUAAAACUGCUUUUGUUAACAAAGUAAAAAAAUGUUGUUAUAUUUUAUACUUUUGCAUGUACAUUGUAUUUCAUUUGUACAAAAAGGCCCAUGGCCUACACGUACUGAAUAAAGUGAAGAAGAUUGAAGAUAUUA